This is a messenger RNA of Pocillopora meandrina, 10374 nucleotides long. NCBI's taxonomy places the organism in Eukaryota, Metazoa, Cnidaria, Anthozoa, Scleractinia, Pocilloporidae. The record is from the annotation of a GenBank genome assembly.
UCUUUGUUAGCCUCCGUUUUCACUCAAGUAAAGGGCAACUUGCUAAUUCCAGGUGAUUUUUCGAAGGACGACGUUACUAUCAUUCCUCUUGUAUUUUGAAGAAUUCUGUGUGGUUAGGUACGUUUCACGAAACUUUGAAUGGUUUUAAAUCAUCCGAUAGAUUUUCCCCCUUCGAAUGUUCGAUCGGCCUGUUGAAUCGUUCGAAUUUUUUUCAUUUUUCCAGACUUGUGCUUCCGGAACGACUGAUCAAGCCAUCAGUUAGAAGUCUACUGGGUCAGAAUAAACAGUAUUUGGAGAUUCCCUCCAGCUAAGAUCAAUUUUUUACUCAGUAUUUCCAACAAAACCGCCAAGAUUUCGGACCACGAGGACCUCGAAAUGACUAACUCGGCCGACGAGGGCAGCGCGACCAAAAGCCCCGUCGACAUGGCCAAUGAUGCCGAAGGAGUAUGGUCGCCAGAUAUCGAGCAGUCCUUUCAGGAGGCUCUGGCAAUUUACCCUCCUUGUGGGCGGCGAAAAAUUAUUCUCUCUGAUGAAGGCAAAAUGUACGGUGAGUGGCGCAUUCUUGUCUUCGAAUUUGUUUAAUUCGUCAAGCGUCGAUUGUUUGAAUAUUGCUCAACCCGGAAACCUAAACUAUGGUCACUAACGAAGUUGCUUGCUCCUUUCGCAUAACUCACUUACUUUGAAACUAUUUCUAAAAUGAGAAACGGCUGGCUUGUUAAGAAUAGAGAGAAUGUUGACACUACAUACCGCGCUUUCCACGAAGGCAUGGAAUGGGCAGUCGAGUUGUUUAUAUCAACUGAACAACGCGAUCUCUUGUUGUAAUAACUACAUAUUAUUGGCAUUCAGCACUCACAGUUUAACACCGAUCUCUCGUGGCAGCUGUCCAGCUAGAGUUCAUGAAAAUGUUAGCAUACUUGUAGGCUUCUUGGCGGUUUUCGCUGAGCAACUAAAAAUUCAGCUCCAAUGAUAAGAUGUCACGAACGCUAAGCGUACGCAGCUACGCGUGUUCAAUUGUUUGAAAUAUGCUUGCUAUGUAACUCGCAGUUUUACAUUAACCCCUUACCACAGCGGUUGCAUGAUCAGUAUAACUCAUCAGUUUUGCUUAAUUUGUGUUUUGGAAGACCAACUUGUCAAUUUUGUGGGCGAUUAAAAGAAGAAGAUCAUUUUGAUCGCCACAGUUAUUUUGUCUCUCAGAACCGUUGAGAUCUCAGGCAUAGCAUGUGUUUUACAUUGCGUUUGUAACAAAGGAUCACGAAUUAUUUUGUUGGAAUGCAUGUUUAGUUUAUUGAGUUUAAAAGAUGGCGAACAUUAAAUUUAAAAAAACUCAGCUUUUUUCUAACUUUUAUGUGUUGUGGAACAAAGACCUCGUCAUAUUUGUAUCUGAUUAGUAUGCCACAUGGAUAAUAUUAAGCAACUUGAAUAGAAUAUAAUGAAAUGCUAUGCUGAAAAAAUACGCUACACUGAAACUUAAUUUAUGAAAUGUGCUUUGGUAAUGUCACCCACACUUUUCCUUUUCCUGUAAUCUGUAUUAAGUCCUUAAUGCUUUGUUUCCUUCAAAUUCAGUUCAAAAUACAGAUGAAGUUCAUUAUAAUUUUGUAUUUUCUUGGCAAUAUAGUCCUUUCCCCCAGCCACAGUUUAGGCAGUUUUAGUCCUUCAUGGGUGAUAAAGAAAUUUUUGUGCAUUGAAAAAAUAUACUUUUCAAAUUUUAAAGACCAAGAGUUAAAAACAACUGAUUUUGUUCUGUUAUGUUGAAUUUUGAACAAAAUUCACACUUUACUUAAUUAUUAUUUUCAUAAUUAUUGUGCAAUUCAAGGAAAGAUAAUGCCUCUUCAACAAAAGUGUGGGUGGUACAAGUACAUGCAUACUAAGAUCUUACUCCGAAACUGUUUUGGCUGAUAAACCAAGCUAGUAAUUUAGAAAUCACUGAUAAUAUGAGAAAUGGGUGCCAAGUCUCCUAAUAUACAGCUAAUGCUAAAGACUUCUCAAAUAUUGAUUUAAAUUUAAGGCAGUGCGACCACACUAAUUUUCCUUUUAAUUAAGGAUGAGCUAAAGAAACAUUGAUUGAUAAUGAGUCUUCCCUAUGUAAUCUAAAUUAAGCGCCUGUCUUCCUAAAUUGUAGAAUUCAAGUUAGAGCUCUUUUCUGUUUUUGAAUGCAGGCCGUAAUGAGUUGAUUGCUCGAUACAUCAAGCUGAGAACUGGAAAAACAAGAACAAGGAAACAGGUAACUAUUUUAAAUCUAGGAGUUACAAUCAAGAUAGUGUUUUGACUCUCAAAGUGGGGAAUGAAUCUAUUAAUAAGAAUAUUGACAAAUUUCUUAAACUGAAGUUAUAUUUUUCUCUUUGACUUCAACUUGGCUGGUUCACAUCAGUAAUAGUAACUUUUCAAAACGUUUUGCUCCAUCAGCCAGUUUUCCUUUUGCACGCACCUGUAUCUAGUGAUACUGUGAGAAAUUCAGAAGAAGGGGUACCUCUUGCAGCUUGACUGUUCCAUUUUUUUUUGUGGUGCCAAUUAUGAUAUUCUUUUUUGUGGAAAAAAAAAAUUAAUGAAAGCUAUGAUCCCAAAAAGAGGCUUUUUUUUAUCUAGCACCAGACAAAAGUUCUGAUUGGUUCAGGUGGCAAUAUUUUCAAGCUGGGUGCUUACUGGGUGAAGUUGAGAUUUUUCAAAUUUUUUUCUUACAUAGGUUUCCAGUCACAUUCAAGUGUUAGCAAGGAAAAAGGCAAGGGAGAUUCAAGGCAAACUUAAGGUUAGUUACACUGCUUAUUUUUUUUUAUUUGUGUUUGAUAGGUUUCAAGUCACAUUCAGGUGUUAGCGAGGAGAAAACCAAGAGAAGUGCAUGCAAAAAUUAAGGUUUGUACAUAAGUGUAUACUGUAGGUGUAAGAUUAUAACACUUAGAGUAACAAUUACAAAGAAUUACAAGUCAGCAAUUACAGUUGUUGAAAACCAAAAGUCGCUUUCGAGCAUCCUGUUAUAAAGUAACAAAGGACCAGUUGACCUCAGCACCUGAAGUAGAAUAGUACUGUUUGGUUGAAACCUUAGAAUCAAAAUAAAUUGAUUGAUUCCGGAGAUAAAUGGUGUUAUUGUAUUAUUAGCCAUAAUAGUAUUUCACCAUAGGAAAUAACCUCAACCUUUCUAAGCUUUUGUAUUUCAUCUUAUCAUUAUUGUUUUCCUAAUCUCAAACUUUUUUUCAAUGGUAUUUCUAGCUUUCGGAGUUAAUUCCAAGAUUAAUGAUUUUUUUAUCAAUGUCAAAUGUAGGACCAGGCUGCACGAGACAAAGCUCUUCAGACUAUGGCCUCAAUGUCAUCGGCACAAAUUGUGUCAGCCUCUGUACUUCAUAGCAAGGCUCUGGCGGCAGCUGGAAUGCCUGCAUUUAACAAUGAAAGCCAAGGAUACCAAGUAUGUCCAGUACAAUUAUAAUUAAUAGAUAUCUCAAAACUUUUCACACUACAUGUUUCUAAAACUUGUUAUCUGUUGCAUGGUCUUUAAGGUCAUCAGAUAAACCAGCUUAAGUUGAAAAUUUUGAAUUAAUAUUUUUUUUUUCUCAGACUGACCCUUUCAGAAAAGCUAGGUCAAGAUUUAGUUUUUACGAACACUCUGAUUAGAGUGCUCUUUGCUCUCUUAAAUCAAUUAAGGUUACCGGUAUUUGGAAGAUUGAAAAAUUUACUGGGAGUGUUUUCGGGGAACUGGAAGAGGUCUUUCUGAAAUAACUUCAUCCUUUUAAAUCUUAAAGUAGAUUCUUGGGCCAUUCCUUUUUCCAGUCAAAAUAAUGUUUUUUGUUUAUUUUAGCAACAAUACUGGCCAUCUAGCGCAGGGCAGCCAGUGCCAGGCAGUUAUAACAAUGCCUCACAAGCUCCGUAUGGCAGUCCAGGAGUCCAAGCCAGUGUACCUGGUAGUGUUGUGUCCACAGCUUCAGUUGCAAGCCCCACUGGAGCUGUUGUCAGUACUCCUGAAGACAUGGUAAGUUUUCUGUACAAUGAUUUUAAUAGGAUGGACUGAGAUUUAAGGAUGUCUGUUGAUUGUUGAUUGCCAGGUUAAAGGUAAAACAUGAAAUUUUUUAAGAGCCGAGUGAGAGCAAGAUGAAGGUUACAUCCUUUACUAUCAACCCUUUACAUCCUCACAGCAGUAUAUGUGUUUUCCAUACUUUUAUCUGGACAUUUCCUAUGGUAGUUACAAAGGGAAUUUGUUCAACAAUUAGGAGCUUCUUGAGUUCAUAGUCAUUUCCUUUACUCUCAUGAAUUAAAUGUUUGGUUCAGAGGUGAUACUGUCCAGACAAGUUACAUGCUUUUCACCCUGUAAGAGUAGGAUAAUUUAAGAUUCUAUUCUUUCAUUUUACUUUCCCAUUCCAUCCAGUACAUUAAGAGUGGGAUUUGAUUGUCUUUUUUUUUUUUAUUUUUUUUUUUGCAGAGGAGUGUCACACACAGCAGAGGAACUGUAUCCUCUACACCACCAACUUUUGCUGCACAUGGCAGCUCAACAUGGCCUCAGAGAUCUGUUGAACAGCAGCUAGUAAGUGCACCUCUUACUACUGCAGCAGUGUUGUCUAAAGGUCGAUUUACACUUUUAUUAUAAGCAAUAUUGGCCAAUUACUAUAAGUAUAUUAUAAAUGGUAGAUAUCCAAAUAAUAGGCUUAAUAUUCUUUGCUGUCCACCUCAGAGCAACUCACUCAGGAAUUAUCCCCAAAAAUAAUCAACUCAUUACAGAAAUAAAUGAGUUGAAAUCAUAUUUUUGUGCCAUAUUACCUGUCUGUUUUAGUGUAUACGAAAACAGCAGUUUAUCACAGUGUUGGUGGCUAGCUUGGUAAAUAUUCAUCACCAAACACCUCCACUUUGGUGAAUAGUUAUUAACUAUUACUAUUUGGAUUUGACUUUCUGGGUCUUUCACAUCAUUUUUAUAUUUUGAUAUUCAAACGUUACAUGUUAUGAAAACCCUUAAUAACUAAACAUCAUUAUGCACACUUUCCAUACUGUUCUCUAUACAUUCCAACUAGCACUGACCAGGUGAACUCAUUCAACAAUCAGGAACUGCUUGAGUUGUGGAUCAUUUCCUUUAUUUUCAUGUUCUGAGCGUUUGACUCAUUAAUGAUACUGUAAAGGGAAUAUAGAUACUUGUAUUAGUCACCAGUGAGAAAAAGAGGGAGAACCUUUUAGCUCCUCUAACUUUGUGACUUUCAUGAUUUUAGUUAACUUAAUUUUGUUUGAUUUUAGCCCCUGCGGCUGGUGGACUUCUCAGCAUUUCUCGAACAACAGCGAAUGGAACCUGAGUCGGUAAUUAGAAUCUCCACCAGACACAUGUUAAGCUAUUAAUUGCAAAUUUAAGAUAUACACACAGCCCGUAGUGUGUUGCAUUGGAUAGACUGCAGUGUCUUUUACAAGUUAACAGCUACACAUACGUCAAAAUCCUAAGUAACUGAAGAAAUGUCCAGUAAGCAAGAUAAUGUGGCAGUGGAAACAAACAAAACAGCUUUCAAACAUUGAAGUUUUGAACAAGUGUCAAGCUUGAAUUUUAAACUAAAUUCCUCUUCAUUCCUUUCCUUUAGUACCACAAGCAUUUGUUUGUUCACUUAGGACCAAACACAGAUCUUGGUGACCCUCACCUGGAGGUAAAGCAUUUAAUUAGAAUGCAUGGAUUGAAUACAAUUUUAUUGGUUGUUAUUAUACUGUGGAAUCUCAAUUAUCCAGACUCAGGGGGACUGGGCUGAAUAAUGUGCAUAAAUGAAAUGGCCCCAAAAUAAAACUGAAUACAUAUAUUAAACCAAUGUCAUACAAGAAUGAAAGUACAUUCUCAAAUAACUGUGCAUCAUUGCCAAUACUUGUUAAAGUAUUUACAAAUCAUUUUACAAGGACUACAUUUUAUGACCUAGAAUGCUUACAUGUGCACCUUGCUAAUUCUUCAACUCUUUGAAGCUGCAUUAUUGAAAUUGUUUCAGUGCAUCUGCUUGGUUUGAUGGGAAAGAGUUGUUACAGAUCUCAUUUGUGAAUGAUUGACUUUCAUGAAAAAAUAGGACCAGAGAGGCAAGUCGGGAUAAUUGAGAUUCCACUGUAGUGGAUUGCCAACAAUUUCUAAAAUUAUGAACUCUUAAUUAGGGCUUGUUUGCACAAAAAUAUCUGUGGAUGUGUGACCAAGCAGCUUUAUCAUGCAGUUUGUCUCAGCGGGGUAGUGAAAAAAUUUCAACAAGUGGUAACAUCACUAUUUUUUUCUUCUUUUGUUGAACUGAAGGCGGUCGACAUUCGCCAGAUUUAUGACAAGUUUCCUGAGAAGAAAGGAGGCCUUAAAGAGCUUUAUGACAAGGGACCCCAAGCAGUAUUUUUCUUGGUGAAAUUUUGGGUAGGCAGGACUGUCAGGACUUUCUGUGUUAUGAAGUAUAAUUCUGAUGUUCCUUUGGUUGUUAGUUUUGGUUAUAGACACACUUCUUGUUAACCCUCCAACCCUGAGGGUGACCAACAUCUAAUUUCUCUUUACAGUAAUACUGCUGAAUUAUUCUUUAACCCUUUAACUCCUAGAUCAAGUUUGUUAUUCUCCUUACUGUCAACCAUACAAUUCUUCAGAGAAUUUAGUAUUGGAUCAGCUAAUUAUCCCCAAAUUGAUUUUUUUCAAUUCUCAUCACUAAUCUGGUUCACAUGUUAUUGAUAUAGUAAGGAGAAAUUCUGUCUUGGUCACUCAUGGGAGUUAAAGGGUUAUUAAGAUCAUGAGAAUAAACAAAAGGAUUACCAACUUGAGAAGCUUUGAUCAUAAAAUGAAUUCUCCUUGUUUGUAGCAGGAAAAUGUAUAGAGGAGAGUAUGAAGAAUAUCGUUACUGAUUUUAGGGUGUAAAUUAAGGGUUUUUCUGAUUUUCCUUCCUAGGCUGAUCUGAAUACAAACAUACAUGAUGAAGCUGGAGCAUUUUAUGGUGUUUCAAGCACGUGAGUGUCUUAUUUUUAAAUUACAGUACAAUCAGUUUAUUGGAUAAGUUUUUACACUCACUGAACUACCCAUAUUACUGUUUCAAAUGAAGUUUGGCCAUAGGUUAUUUGGUUUAUACUUCAUUAUAUGCAAGAAAUUGUACAUAACCCUGUAAAGUGCCUGAAUUCCUUUCCUUAAAAUAUAAUGUGUGUGGGAAAUUAUUUAUAAAAGUAAUCCAUAGAAAUCCUUACAAAUUUAUGGGGAUAAAGUUACACUGCCACUUGUCACUUAGCCACUUAUUUGAACUUGACAGUUAAUUAAGGUAAAUUGUCACUAAUGAAAAGCCUUUGCUUUUAUUCUAGUUAUGAGUCAAACGAAAAUAUGACCAUCACAUGUUCCACAAAAGUUUGUUCAUUUGGCAAGCAAGUUGUGGAGAAAGUGGAGGUGAGACAAAAUGCAAAAAAUAAUCAAUGAUCAAUUAAUCAAAGCCUACUGAUCUUGCAAGUUAGAAAUUACAAUUAGUGGUGAGAGUAUUGGUGACUGAUUUAGCCCAUUCAUGUAGAUAUUGUGCUGAGUUUCUCUUGGCAUUUCAGAGACCCAUCAUACUAGUAAACAGAUGUUUUGGAUGGCGACCCCAUCUUUCCUCUUUUUUAGUUACAUAUAUGUACUUUGGGUAUAGCAACCAAAAUUGAGCUGUGUAUACAUGUACUUUCUAACAUGAAUGUGGACUUUUUUUUCCUCUUUUCUUUCAGACUGAAUUUGGCCACUUCGAAAACAGUCGGUUUGUUUACCGUAUUCACAGGUCCCCAAUGUGCGAAUACAUGAUCAAUUUUGUUCACAAACUUAAACAGUUGCCCGAAAAGUACAUGAUGAACAGUGUGUUGGAGAACUUCACGAUUCUUCAAGUAAGUUAAAGUGUCACAAGGGAACUGAUGUCAGUGGGCUUAAGUGAAUAUAUACUUUGUACAACUUUUCAUACCACAACAAUGAAAUUGUCUGUAGUACCUCUGUAGUGUAAGUGGCAAGAUUGUGCUAUAUUGCAUGUUGUCAAUUGUGGCAAGUAAGCAUUCCACUUUAGUUCUCAGGCUCUUUCCAAGCCAGUACAGUCUUUUUGUAUUGUCCAACUUGUUUAGUUGAGUGGACAGGCUGAGUUUGCAGUUACUGUGGUGAAUGUGAGGAUGCAAAUUUGAAACAAAACCAAAACUUUUAACCUUUUUGACCCCUAAGAUUGCCACGCAUCUAUUUUCUCCUUACAUUAUUAUUCCUGAAUCACAUAAAGAUCAUAAGAAUAAGGGAAAUGAUUACUAACUAAUAAAGCACUAGGUAAUUAAUCAAAUUCUGCUUGCUAGAAUAUGCAUACUGAUGUUAAGGUGUAAACUCUUUACACCUUAACAUCAGUAUGCAUAUUCUCUCUGUUCUCUACACAUGUCUUGGUUCCGAAAAGGAGAAUUUGUUUAACAAUCAAGAGCUUCUUUAGUUGUAGAUCAUGUCCCAUGUUCUCAUGACCUUCAUGUUUUAUUCAGGGGUGAUCUUGGAAGGAGAAAUUUCAUGCCAGUCACUCUUAGGGAUUAAAGGGUAAAGGUAAUCAACAAAUGGCUGUCAGGAUAAAGCCCUUAUAGCCAACUUGCUAAUUUUUUAGACUUGCUGAUAGGGUGUUGGUAAGCUGCUAACAAUUCAGCCAUAUUUUAUUUAUUUAUCAUUCAUUUGUAGGUAUUAUCAAACAGGGAGACACAAGAAACCUUACUCUGCCUUGCCUAUGUGUUUGAAGUAUCAACUAGUGAACAUGGAGCUCAGCAUCAUAUUUACCGACUAGUUAAAGACUAAAAAAUAUUAUAUUAAAAGUAACUGCUUUCUAGAACAUGUAUAUGUAUAUCUUUUUCCUUUGUAAAAUUUAUUCUUUCAAUUUCUUUAUAUUAAAUAACUUGUAUUAUGUAAAUGAAAGAAAACAUCAGCCAUUUGGAGGACUAAAACUAUCCAUGCAAGAUAAGGAAAAUUGUUUUAAAGCACAUUGAUAAUGCUUUGGGUUGUGAUAUUGCAUUUUGCUGUGAGUUAUAGGAGCUAGAAAUUAUUAAUUUUAAUCAAGACAUUUGAGAUGACUGUCAGCUUUACUCCAAUUGUAAGUUCCAGCCAUCAAAAAUCUUUUAUAUUCUCCAACUGACACCCAUUGUUGUUCUUCCUUGUGCUUACUAUCUUUCUUCUUGACAGUGCAGUGAGAAUGUGAGGAGAAAUUACUUAUUGUUUACUCCAAGGAGUGAAAGAGUUAUCUGAAGCUGGCAAUGAAUCCAGAUUGUGAGAAAGAUAUGAGAAAAUUUUUUUUUCUAGUCAGUUUUCCAAUUUUUUUUUCUUCACCUCUUCUUCUAAAUUGCUAAAAAUUAGCUUACAUGUUCUCCUAGCUGUUCACUGAUUGAAUGUUAAUUUGCUGGGAAUUGUUGAAGUUAAGUUUUGCAGCUGUAGUCGCUGGCUGAAUGUCUUUUUUUUCCCUGUUUUUGUGGAUGCUAAACUGCACCAUAGUGGUGAAUUUCUUUGUACUAAGGGGGUUUGUAAUUACUUAUAAAUGUUCUGACAUUUAAAGACUGUUACUAGUGUACUCAUUCAAACGAUGUAGGCUAUUAAUCUCUUUUUCUAGUUAGUAUUUUCGAACUAGACAUUUUUACAUGUGUAUCUAAAGCAGUACAGCUUAACUGUACUGAGCAUAAAAUUGCUUCAAGUUGUGGAGCUUAAGUACCAGGGGAGUUUUCAAGUGUAAAGUGGUACAUAUUUUCACUUAAUUUCUUAUCUCUCUACAUUCAUGUUAAUAGAAAUGUCCAAUACACUUCUUGUUCUGUUCUUAGAACAUUUAUUAGGCAAACACUUAGCACACAUCAAACAUAAGUAAGAAAGCAAAACUUUUCACAAGUGAUCUUAAUUGUCAUGUGAACUAGGUAUGUGAGCACACUGUCUAAUGAAUAUCAUUCUUAGAAAAAAAAGAAAACCUGUUUUAUUCUAAUUUUUAACUUAGGUGUUUCUGGUAUAAAAACUUCUGUGUUGCUAGGGAAGAAAAACUGGCAACUGGCUUAGAAAAUUCCUUGAGAGGUGCACCAUAUUUUUGUACUGUGGUGAUAGAGGAAAUUCUUUAAAAAUGGUAUAUGUUUCCAAACAAAGCAAAAAUAUUAUUAUAUAGAUAAACUAAAGUAGUUUAGAGGCAGUUUUCAGUAAUUAUGCUUGGAUCAGUUUUGUUGUUAUUGUCAACAAAUUUAUGUAUUAUAGGGUACUAUACAGCUUAAAUAUAUAUAUUGGACAUUAAAAGAUUCUUUCAAGAAGCUUUUUCAUUCCAUGUGUUUUUAUGGUGUUCAAACAGAAGAUAUGCUGUUUAUACCAUGUAGACUUACCACAGCCUUCAUUGCUAAAAGAAAGUCAGAGCUUCUGUAGUUAUUAAAAUUUAUUAUGACAAUCAUUAUUUUUAUUCUUAUUACAACAUGGAUAACACACAAAAAGAGGACAGAAAUUACAAAAAGGAG